AUGGCAGACAUGCCAGCAACGGUGACUCACACCACCUUCACGAAGUCGUUAUCCCCAGGCCUGGACUCUUUGAUUAUCGUGGCUUCCCCUCGGGCACUGAUUAAGCCUCUGGGUCUUCUCCGGCUGUUGCAGUUGUCGUCUACCGGCAUGGCUUUCUUACUAGUGGUCUAUAUGGGUGCCUGGAUGGGCCCCAUGGGAAGCUGGUGCCUUUUCUCAUGGUGUUUCAGCUUCGCCAUGACACUGAUCGUCCUGGCGGUGGAGUUGGCUGGACUCCAGAGACGCUUGCCCCUGUCCUGGCAGGAUUUCCCCAUCACCUGUGCCUGCUAUGCUGUACUCUUCUGCCUGUCCUCGUCCGUCAUCUACCCUAUUACCUAUGUGCGCUUCAUGUCUCACGAUCACGUCAGAAAUUAUGCUGUCUGCGCCAUUAUCUUCUCGUGCAUCUCUUGUGUGUCUUAUGCGACAGAAGUGACCUGGACUCAUUCAAGGCCUGGAGAUAUCGCUGGCUACAUGGCUUCUACAACUGGGAUGCUCAAGGUUUUCGAGUCCUUCGUAGCUUGCAUCAUCUUUCUCUUCCUCAACAACCCACAACUGUAUAGGCAGGAACCUGCCCUGGAGUGGUGCCUGGCCGUGUACAUCAUAUGUUUCAUCCUGACUGUGGUGGUGAUUCUGCUCUACCUGGGGAAAUGCACCAGCAUCCUGCCCAUCCCAGUCCCCACCUUCUUGACCGGCAUGAGUUUCCUGUGUGUCCUCUUGUACACCACCGUCAUCGUCCUCUGGCCUCUGUACAAGUUUAAUGAAGGGUUUCAUGGUGUGCCCCAUCGAGACAUGGAUUCGAGCUGCAAUUAUAAACAUGCCCACUCCGUGUGUGCCUGGGACCGCCAGCUGGCAGUGACAUUCUUGACUGGAGUCAACCUGCUGGCAUAUACUGCUGACUUCAUGAACUCUAGCUAG
Apodemus sylvaticus (European woodmouse) is the source of this 951-nucleotide messenger RNA. Its product is annotated as myeloid-associated differentiation marker-like. The record is from RefSeq and is a predicted model, not a curated record. Gene Ontology annotation, biological process: negative regulation of heterotypic cell-cell adhesion. The coding region runs from base 1 to 951 and encodes 316 amino acids. Lineage: Eukaryota; Metazoa; Chordata; Mammalia; Rodentia; Muridae. Gene Ontology annotation, cellular component: plasma membrane; cell-cell junction. The transcript has a single exon.